This is a messenger RNA of Penicillium argentinense, 360 nucleotides long. RefSeq lists its product as uncharacterized. Bases 1 to 360 code for a protein of 119 amino acids. The transcript is spliced from 2 exons. The record is from RefSeq and is a predicted model, not a curated record. NCBI's taxonomy places the organism in Eukaryota, Fungi, Ascomycota, Eurotiomycetes, Eurotiales, Aspergillaceae.
AUGUCCGACAACAAGGGGUUUAUGGCUCAGCCCGGACUGCCCAGUUCCUUCGCCUCCCCCGGGGGACCAGGCCAAGCAGCGGGUCUGGUGCCUCGGCUGCAACUGGGCCUUUCCUCUCCCUCGGGAGAGGGUAGCUGGAGCGAGAUCAUGGGUGCGCUGAAUUCCCUCCGCCAGAAGCAACUGGCGUCAGCCACCCCCGUCACCCAGGGCCGCUGUGCCAAAUGCCACGGCCUCUUUCCGAUCGCGACAUUUGUCGGCCCGGACCGGUUGCUCGAAGUCAACUGCGAGGAGUGUCGUAAGGCCAACAACGACAAGGUGAGUACACCACUUUGGUGGCUGGAUGAUGGCUCGGAGAAUUAA